Messenger RNA from Acomys russatus (golden spiny mouse), 6254 nucleotides. RefSeq names its product ubiquitin protein ligase E3 component n-recognin 2 (gene Ubr2). Gene Ontology annotation, molecular function: zinc ion binding; ubiquitin protein ligase activity. The transcript is spliced from 47 exons. Gene Ontology annotation, cellular component: cytoplasm; ubiquitin ligase complex. The record is from RefSeq and is a predicted model, not a curated record. Lineage: Eukaryota; Metazoa; Chordata; Mammalia; Rodentia; Muridae. Gene Ontology annotation, biological process: ubiquitin-dependent protein catabolic process via the N-end rule pathway. The coding region runs from base 356 to 5623 and encodes 1755 amino acids.
UCCUAUGCUCCCCCGCCUGGGUGUUUUUGCCCCUCUCUUGGCGUUGAACGCGGUAGUGGCCAUCCUGAGUGCCAGGCCUGGGGUUCUCGGUGUCCUUCCCCGGGUCACGGGCGAGGCGGCGACUUGACUUCUGGGCGCUAAGCCCGGGAGCGCGCGCAAGCGUCUUGCCGCCCCUGCUGCAGGUUCGCGUCCCGCUUUGCUCCUUGCGCAGUUCGGCUCGCGCCCGCCGGGACGGCCCGGGACUGACGGCCCCGGGACAGGGGUGACUGUCGCGGCUGCUGGAGCAGAGGCGAAGCUGAGGCCCGGGGAGAGGCGACAGCGGCGAGAGUGCCCGGGGAGAGGAGGAGGAGAGAAGAUGGCGUCGGAGAUGGAGCCUGAGGUGCAGGCCAUCGACCGCAGUUUGCUGGAAUGUUCUGCUGAGGAGAUCGCAGGGAAAUGGCUGCAAGCAACUGACCUCACCAGGGAAGUAUACCAGCAUUUAGCCCACUGUGUACCCAAAAUCUACUGCCGGGGUCCCAACCCUUUUCCCCAGAAAGAAGACACCCUGGCACAGCAUAUCUUGCUGGGACCCAUGGAGUGGUACAUCUGUGGUGAGGACCCUGCGCUGGGAUUUCCAAAGCUUGAGCAGGCGAACAAGCCUUCUCAUCUCUGUGGCCGAGUGUUUAAAGUGGGGGAACCUACAUACUCCUGCAGAGACUGCGCAGUCGACCCCACCUGUGUUUUGUGCAUGGAGUGCUUUUUGGGAAGUGUCCACAGAGAGCAUCGGUACAGGAUGACAACGUCAGGAGGUGGAGGCUUCUGUGACUGUGGUGACACUGAAGCCUGGAAAGAGGGUCCUUACUGUCGAAAGCAUGAACUUAACAGCUCGGAAGUUGUGGAAGAGGAGGACCCUCUUGUGCAUCUCUCAGAAGAUGUGAUAGCAAGAACUUAUGACGUCUUUGCUAUCAUGUUUCGAUAUGCAGUGGACAUCCUGACCUGGGAACAGGAAAGCGAAUUACCUGCAGGCUUAGAGGUGGCAGAGAAGAGUGACACCUACUACUGCAUGCUGUUUAACGAUGAGGUUCACACCUAUGAGCAAGUCAUCUAUACUCUUCAGAAAGCUGUUAACUGUACACAGAAGGAAGCCAUUGGCUUUGCAACGACUGUUGAUCGAGAUGGGCGUAGGUCUGUUCGAUAUGGAGAUUUCCAGUACUGUGAUCAAGCAAAAUCAGUCAUUGUGAGGAAUACCAGCAGACAGACCAAGCCACUCAAAGUUCAAGUUAUGCACUCGUCUGUGGCUGCUCAUCAGAAUUUCGGUCUGAAAGCUCUGUCUUGGCUGGGAAGUGUUAUUGGAUAUUCAGAUGGCCUUCGUCGGAUUUUGUGUCAAGUCGGAUUACAAGAAGGUCCAGAUGGAGAAAACUCUUCUCUGGUAGACAGACUGAUGCUCAAUGAUUCCAAGUUAUGGAAAGGCGCCAGGAGUGUGUACCAUCAGCUGUUCAUGAGCAGCCUGCUCAUGGAUCUCAAGUACAAGAAGCUGUUUGCUGUCCGAUUUGCAAAAAAUUACCAGCAGUUGCAGAGGGAUUUUAUGGAGGAUGAUCACGAGCGAGCAGUGUCGGUGACUGCUCUGUCUGUCCAGUUCUUCACCGCACCUACUCUGGCUCGAAUGCUCAUCACAGAAGAGAACCUGAUGACUGUUAUCAUCAAGGCUUUCAUGAACCAUCUGAAGCACAGAGAUGCCCAGGGCAGAUUCCAGUUUGAACGCUACACUGCCAUCCAAGCCUUCAAGUUCAGGAGAGUGCAGAGCCUUAUCUUAGAUCUCAAGUAUGUGUUGAUUAGCAAACCAACCGAGUGGUCGGAUGAGCUGAGGCAGAAGUUCCUAGAAGGGUUCGAUGCCUUUUUGGAGUUGCUGAAAUGCAUGCAGGGAAUGGACCCGAUCACACGUCAAGUAGGGCAGCACAUUGAGAUGGAGCCGGAGUGGGAAGCGGCCUUCACCCUGCAGAUGAAGCUGACGCAUGUGAUUUCAAUGGUGCAGGACUGGUGUGCCUUGGAUGAAAAAGUGUUAAUUGAAGCUUACAAGAAAUGCCUGGCUGUGCUGAUGCAGUGUCAUGGUGGCUUUACUGACGGUGAACAGCCGAUCACACUCAGCAUCUGUGGACACUCAGUGGAAACUAUCAGAUACUGUGUUUCCCAAGAAAAAGUCAGCAUCCACCUCCCGGUUUCUCGCUUGCUUGCAGGUUUGCAUGUAUUGUUGAGCAGAAGUGAAGUGGCGUAUAGAUUCCCAGAGCUCCUACCUCUAAGUGAACUGAGCCCACCCAUGUUGAUAGAGCAUCCUCUAAGAUGUCUUGUCUUAUGUGCCCAAGUGCAUGCUGGGAUGUGGAGAAGAAAUGGUUUCUCUCUAGUAAACCAGAUCUAUUACUACCAUAACGUGAAGUGCAGACGAGAGAUGUUCGACAAGGACAUCGUGAUGCUUCAGACAGGUGUCUCCAUGAUGGAUCCAAACCACUUCCUGAUGAUCAUGCUGAGCCGCUUCGAGCUCUAUCAGAUCUUCAGCACGCCUGACUAUGGGAAGAGGUUCAGUUCUGAGGUUACCCACAAGGACGUUGUUCAGCAGAACAACACACUAAUCGAGGAGAUGCUGUACCUCAUCAUCAUGCUUGUUGGAGAAAGAUUCAGCCCUGGGGUUGGACAGGUGAGUGCCACAGAUGAAAUCAAGCGGGAGAUUGUCCAUCAGCUGAGCAUCAAGCCCAUGGCUCACAGCGAGCUGGUCAAGUCUCUACCUGAAGACGAGAACAAGGAGACUGGCAUGGAGAGCGUCAUUGAAGCCGUUGCACAUUUCAAGAAGCCUGGGCUGACAGGACGAGGCAUGUACGAGCUGAAGCCAGAGUGCGCCAAAGACUUCAGCCUCUACUUCUAUCACUUCUCCAGGGCAGAGCAGGCCAAGGCAGAGGAAGCUCAACAGAAAUUGAAAAGACAAAAUAGGGAAGAUACAGCCCUUCCUCCUCCGGCGUUGCCACCGUUCUGCCCUCUAUUUGCAAGUCUGGUUAACAUUUUGCAGUGUGAUGUCAUGUUGUACAUCAUGGGAACAAUCCUCCAAUGGGCUGUAGAACAUCAUGGAUCCGCCUGGUCGGAGUCUAUGCUACAAAGGGUGCUGCAUUUGAUUGGCAUGGCCCUCCAAGAGGAGAAGCACCAUCUGGAAAACGCCGUGGAAGGUCACGUGGAGACGUUCACCUUCACCCAGAAGAUUUCAAAACCUGGUGAUGCGCCAAAUAAUUCCCCAAGUAUCCUAGCUAUGCUGGAGACGUUACAGAAUGCUCCCUCCCUGGAAGUCCACAAAGACAUGAUUAGGUGGUUGCUAAAGAUGUUUAAUGCAAUUAAGAAGAUAAGAGAAAGUUCAUCCACCAGUCCUGUGGCAGAGGCAGAAGGAGCCGUAAUGGAAGAGAGCUCAAGAGACAAAGACAAAGCAGAGAGGAAAAGGAAAGCUGAGAUUGCCAGACUGCGCCGCGAGAAGAUCAUGGCCCAGAUGUCAGAGAUGCAGCGGCACUUCAUUGACGAGAACAAAGAGCUCUUCCAGCAGACCAAAGAGCAGGACGCUGCUGCCACUGCCACUCUGGACAAGAGCCCUCUGGUCUCAGAUGCAGCACUCACAGCAUUGGGCCCAGCACAGACACAGGUCCCUGAGCAGAGACAAUUUGUCACCUGUAUAUUAUGUCAGGAGGAGCAAGAGGUGACUGUGGAGAGCAGGGCGAUGGUCUUGGCAGCAUUUGUCCAGAGGUCCACUGUACUGUCAAAAGACAGAAGCAAAUUCAUUGAGGAUCCAGAAAAUUAUGAUCCAUUAUUCAUGCACCCUGAUCUGUCUUGUGGAACACACACUGGCAGCUGUGGGCACGUUAUGCAUGCCCAUUGUUGGCAAAGGUAUUUUGAUUCCGUUCAAGCUAAAGAGCAGCGAAGGCAGCAGCGCCUGCGCCUGCACACUAGCUAUGAUGUGGAGAAUGGCGAAUUCCUCUGCCCGCUCUGUGGCUGCCUGAGCAACACCGUGAUCCCCCUGUUGCUUCCUCCACGGAGUGCCUUCAGCAGGAGGUUAAACUUUUCAGACCAACCAGAUCUGACACAAUGGAUUAGAACAACAUCUCAGCAGAUAAAAGUGAUCCGGGUGCUAAGGAAAGAAGAAAGUGCUGCAAACACUCUCUCUUCAGGGAACACAGAAGACGUGAAUGAAAUACAGGUCCCAGAAGGCUUCAGGCCUGAUUCUCAUCCUACGAACCCAUAUUCUGAUAGCAUAAAAGAAAUGUUGACGACAUUUGGAACAGCUACUUACAAGGUGGGGCUGAAGACUGAUCCCAAUGACGAGGACCCCCGCGUGCCCAUCAUGUGCUGGGGGAGCUGCGCAUACACGAUCCAGAGCAUAGAAAGAAUUCUGAGUGAUGAGGAGAAGCCUCUCUUCGGGCCUCUGCCUUGUAGACUGGACGACUGUCUCCGGUCAUUAACUCGAUUUGCAGCAGCACACUGGACAGUGGCAUCGCUUCCCGUGGUACAAGGACACUUCUGUAAACUCUUUGCAUCCCUGGUGCCUGGCAGCAGCUAUGAAGAGCUCCCGUGCAUAUUAGACAUCGACAUGUUUCAUUUGCUGGUGGGCCUGGUGCUCGCUUUCCCGGCUCUGCAGUGUCAGGAUUUUUCAGGAAGCAGCCUCGGCACUGGAGACCUGCACAUUUUCCAUCUGGUUACUGUGGCACACAUCGUACAGAUCCUGCUUACCUCAUGUACAGAAGACAAUGGCAUGGAUCAAGAAAAUCCCACUGGGGAAGAAGAACUGGCCAUUCUCUCUUUGCACAAAACACUUCGCCAGUAUACUGGAAGUGCCUUGGAAGAAGCCCCCUCUGGCUGGCAUCUGUGGAGAAGUGUCCGGGCUGGCAUCAUGCCUUUCCUCAACUGUUCUGCUUUAUUUUUCCAUUAUUUGAAUGGAGUCCCAGCCCCACCAGACCUUCAAGUCCCUGGAACAAGCCAUUUUGAGCAUUUAUGUAACUACCUUUCCCUGCCAACCAACCUCCUUCGCCUCUUUCAAGAAAGCAGUGAUAUCAUGAACUCUCUGAUUGAAAGUUGGUGCCAGAACAGUGAAGUUAAAAGCUAUCUGAAUGGCGAAAGAGGAGCAAUAAGCUACCCGAGAGAAGCUAACAAGCUGAUAGACCUGCCGGAGGACUACAGCAGCCUCAUUAACCAGGCGUCCAAUUUCUCGUGCCCCAAAUCAGGUGGUGAUAAAAGCAGAGCCCCAACUCUGUGCCUCGUGUGUGGAAGUCUCCUCUGCUCUCAGAGUUACUGCUGCCAGGACGAGCUGGAGGGGGAGGAUGUCGGAGCCUGCACAGCGCACACCUACUCCUGCGGCUCUGGGGCAGGCAUCUUCCUGAGAGUGCGGGAAUGUCAGGUGCUGUUUUUAGCUGGCAAAACCAAAGGAUGUUUUUAUUCUCCUCCUUACCUUGACGACUACGGGGAGACUGACCAGGGACUCAGACGAGGAAAUCCUUUACAUUUAUGCCAAGAGCGGUUUCGAAAGAUCCAGAAGCUCUGGCAACAGCACAGCAUCACAGAGGAGAUUGGACACGCGCAGGAGGCCAACCAGACCCUGGUCGGCAUCGAUUGGCAGCAUUUAUAACCACUCCUCUCCCGAAAACGUGACUCGGAGUUUGUAACCCAACUGGCUAUUCCAGAAAGACAACGGGAAAUAAGCUCGGCUGAAUCUAUUUUGAAAUAAAUUCUUUAUUUAAGUUCUUCUUCCCAGUUUUAUUUUUCUAGUUUCUGGCUCCAGGGACUGAUGAAAAUCAUUUUCUGCCAGAUUUUAUUGCUGUGUUCCUCAGAUGCCACCUGGGCUGAGCCUUCUCUAGGCCGGAACCCAGCUCCUCUGGAAGUCGCCUGCUUCAGUUGCCAGUCACCUGAGCCAUUCCACACCACCGAUUGUGUUGAACUUGCUGGCUGUCCAGCAGAGGCCACAGGAGCCCUGGGGCCCAUCAGGAUGACACAUCCCCCUUGGUGCCUCCUGCUGAAAUGCGGUCACCUCUGGGACUGGACCUCACCUCUAAGAGCUGAGCAGAGGAAUUUGAAGACAGGCUUCCCUUCUCUCCGUGGCCUAGAGGGCUGAGGAUGCUAACAGGAGAGCCUAGGGUGCAGAGCAGCUGGCUUUUUCAUGGCUGUAGAUGGUUGGUUUUUCUCUUCCUUUGUCAAGACAUUUGGCUUUGAGAGCAUUACUCAGUUAAAGGGCUUUUUGAAACAUAAGGACCUCCUAGGCU